AUGGCAGCGAGAGUCAUUCUGGUGUGUCUUCUGUCCGUGGCAGUAUUGGGAUUUACCACAGCUGUUCCUGCCAUUCACGCAGACUCCUAUAGGAUGGCCAAUUCCGUGGAACAGAUGAGAUCAUCCUGCGAUGAUGACAGUGAUGCUCUUUCCUGCCUCAAGUUCAAAGUUACAAACUUCCUGGAUUCCCUCUUCAAGAAAGAACGCUUCGAAAUCAUGGGUGAUGUUGAGGUGCAACGAAAUAGUGUAGGAGAUGGCUUUACCGGACGAUCCAGUGACUCCCUUAUGGACAAAGUGGAACAGUAUGUUCGCCAACAUGAUGUCACAUUCAAGAUUCCAGGAGCUGAUACCAAAGUGACACUCUCAGGUCGGGAUCUCGACUCCAACAACUUCUCCCUCAACUUCAAACUUCAGGACACACAAAGAAGCGUUGGAGAAUCUCGCAAAUCGAAACUCAGGAAAAUCAUCGUCCCCAUCGUUGUGUUCAUCCUCCUGAAGGCCAUCACUCUCAUCCCAAUGGCUCUUGGAAUUCUCGGCAUCAAGGCUUGGAACGCUCUUCAAUUGUCUUUCUUCUCCUUCGUCAUCUCAACAGCUCUGGCUAUUUUCCAGCUCUGCAAGAAGAUCACCACCGAUGGAUUCAUCCAUCCACAGAUUGCUGCCCACGGACCAUGGGAUCACAGACGAUCUUUCGAGGCUGCUGAAGAUGCUGCAGAAUCUCAGAAUCUCGCCUACAGUGCAUAUCUCAAAUUCUCUGAAUCCGGGAUGAAAGUGAAACCAUCCAAUGUUACGUGUGUUCCAAUUAUUGCGGGUGAAAAAUUUAGGGAUUUGGAGCAUCUUGAAAUGUGGAACGUGCCAGAAAUACCAUCGCAUUGCUGGACACUCUGUCCAAAAGAAGCAACUAACGGACCUUCCGUUUGGAAGCCAACUUCCGAGUGGGCUGAAUUCUUCUGCCUUGGAAGUGGUCACUUUCCGUUUAUUCGUCUUGCCCAUUGGUGUGACCAGAACCAAGGAGACAAUCAGUUUAAACAUCCAAAGGUGCCAAAGAAAAUCCAGCUUUUGAGGAUGAACCAAAGAGUGUUGAGUGUUGUGCUCGUGAGUGGUCUUGUGGCCACAUGUUUGGGCGCCUCAAUUGGGGAUAAUGAAAUCGAGAGUCGCCAGAUGAGGAUUAACACAGGAGAGGAACUCAUUGACUCCAUCAUGAGUAAUUGUUUUUCCGGUGAUACAUUCAAGUGUCUCAAGGGAAGGGUUCUCUGCUACCUGGACACAAAUUUAGGAGUCACAGAAAAAUCUGCACGAGCUUUUGAGGAUGACAACGUGGAUCGAGCAAUAUUCGAUCGCGUUAGUCGAGUACUCACAACCAGUGAAUUCCGCAUGGCUCUUCCUCAGGCACUCUUUGGACAGACCGUCCUGACCUAUCGUCCAGAUGAAGGAUUCAACUUCCUUGUUCCCACAGAACGAGCUCGGAACGGAGACUUGAAGGAAAAGCUGCUGAUCCCUAUUUUGCUGCUCAUGAAGCUGAAGCAGAAGAUUGUUUUACCUAUUGUCCUGGGACUCAUCCACCUUAAGGCCGUGAAGGCUUUCAUCAUGUCCAAGCUGGCCAUCACCCUUGUGCUUGGCUUCCUGUUGCACAAUUUACUGAAGAAGAAGGGACUUCUGCCCAUGCCUAUGACUAUGAUGCCAAUGCCACCACCAGAACCCGCCCCUGUAUACGGUGCUCCUGCUCCAACUCCAGCUCCAGCAUCAUCCUACCAACCUAGCAGCUGGGAACCUACCAACGGAGGACCCUACUCUAGAAUAUGGGAACCCUCUUCGGACUCUCAGCAGAUGGCCUACAGCGGUUACUACCCAGGAUCUUCUUCUUCAUCUUCAAUGUCCUCAUCUUCAUCUAGCUCGGGUUCAGUGGGGUCCAGCCUCUCAUCUCAUGCUUACUAA
This is a messenger RNA of Phlebotomus papatasi, 1932 nucleotides long. RefSeq lists its product as uncharacterized. The transcript has 7 exons. The coding region runs from base 1 to 1932 and encodes 643 amino acids. Lineage: Eukaryota; Metazoa; Arthropoda; Insecta; Diptera; Psychodidae. The record is from RefSeq and is a predicted model, not a curated record.